Messenger RNA from Cladophialophora carrionii CBS 160.54, 597 nucleotides. RefSeq lists its product as uncharacterized. The coding region runs from base 1 to 597 and encodes 198 amino acids. Lineage: Eukaryota; Fungi; Ascomycota; Eurotiomycetes; Chaetothyriales; Herpotrichiellaceae. The record is from RefSeq and is a predicted model, not a curated record. The transcript has a single exon.
AUGUUUCAUUAUUGGUCGCAACUCCGAGUCAAUCUGAAGUUGAACCUGGCGCCAUUGACCUUUCUCCGCCAGGUCGAUGACAGCGACAAUGCCCUGUUUGCUCCAGAUGUUAGCAUGCAUGUCUCCCCCGAGAUACCAAUGUCCGUUGUGGUCAGAGGGAUCGAGUCCAUGUUCGAGAACCUCCAUCGACUGCCGUUCGUGCUGCGGCACCUGUUCACCCAGGGAGGAUUGACCAGCGAAGCUUGCCUCGCCGUGUUCAGGAGAUACCUCGGGACAUCUCCCGGCCAUGACCUGACCCUGGCAUUCAACACACAAUGUGCGGAGGAGCUUCUGCUUCAGACGGUUGCUCUAAAACAUCUGGCGGGGAUAAGGGCGGAUUAUAACUUGAAUCAGAAAGCAGAUCUAUCCUUCCGACACGUACUUCAGCACACGUUGGCAAUGCAAGCGCAGCAGAGCCCUCAAGCACUGCCUUUCAAGUUCUUGUUCGUCAUUAUCCUGCUAUAUCUCUAUGGCAGGCCGUUUCAUGCCUUGGGCCUUUUACAAGGCUUCGAACCGCUGAUCCACAAUGCCUCGCCAAAUUCUCAAGAGGAUCUGUAG